GCACGAAAUUUUCUCGGCCAGCCAGCCAAAGCAAAAUUCGUCGUCGCGGGGUUCGGGUGGAGAAUAACGACAUGAUUGUAGGUAGAUAGGUUACCUAUAGUAGGAUUUUUUUCACGUCUGCUGCUAGUAGGUUCUAGUUAUUAUUGGUGUAAUUUGGCAAGGUUCAGCGGAAAAAAAACAGCAACACAUAAGUUUUCGGAACGAUAUCCGUCGCUUGGUGAUGAUUUUGGGUGUUCCGCGUCGCGAGCCUGUCGAAAUGUAUGGGACCGGAAGUGACUCGGGUGCGUUGUUGGGGUGUGUAGAUUGAAAAAUAAAUCCAAUCACUGCAGGGUUUUAGCGAGAGAAGUGAGUGGUGGGGAAGGUGUGUUUUUUUACGAGCAAAGGUCAUUUGUUGCUUCAGUCAGCCAAAUGGGGACAGGAUAGAAGAAUCCCAAUUGUGCCAAAUGGCCAUCAAGCGAAACCGCAGAGUUGUAAUUGUUGAAGAAUAACCAUUCUGGUUUUUUGUUACCUUUUGGAUAUCGAUCAAAGCGUUUCUUGAGACGAAUGUUCAACCCCAAAGGGACCAAUCGUUUGGGCGUAGUUGAUUCUAGAACAUCCGGAUUUCCCUAAACAACAGCAAGCGCCAGUAGUGUUAGCUUAAGUGAUGUGUGUAUAAACCCCCACAAAGCUGGACGGCCUAGAAUACUGGCUAAGAUAACCUAUGUACUGCGAUGAAGAGAAAGAUUAGAUACGCCUACCCAUGGUAUCAAUUAUUCUGGUGAAGAAGUGCUCGAGUAAAGGAAAAAAGUGAUAUCGUACAACCACAAACUGUACACAACACAACACAUAAGGAGGGACAAACAACGAGGCCAACAACAUUGGCCCCUCAAUCUACUAGCCAGCCAGCUAGCUAGAGACUAAGCUGCCAUGAAAAACACAUUUUUCUAGUAAAUUGGCACCUAUCCGUACCUGUCCGCGCUACUGCUCCACAAACCUCCUCCACGUACCGCACUACGCAAGAAGAAGCAAAACGACGACGACGUCGACCAACAUCCUUGAAUUUGGUUUGUGCAGGAAGAACGUGUGCGAGCGAAAGUGCCCAACCUAAGGGAAGGCUUGGUUGAGUCCUGUUGUAGGGAUAUGAUGAAACGGACCGAGACCAAGAAGGCCUUCGGCACUGGUGGAAGUUGUUCCAGUCCUAGUGCGACGCAGUGCAAUGAUUGGUGAAGAAAGCGUCUGCUAUUCCGCGCUCAACAUCCCCCAAGGGCUGCCAAUGAUGAUAGUCAUCGACCUGACCACUGAACAACAAGAGACGACAACAACGCCGUCCCAGUGGCAAAGGUGGCGGCACCGCCAGAGACUCAUCUCAGCAGAAACAGAUCCGCGCCGCGACUAAAUCCCGUGACACCCCUAUUACUAGUUACCGAAACAAUUCUCCGCCAAGCUACACCUAAAAGUGGUCGUCGUCUGGCGAUCGAUCGCAGGCGUUGAUGCGUACCGCGAGGCGCGUAUCAUAUUGCGUGUGUGAUUUCAUGAAUGAUGAAUGGACCAAUUGAGCGGGGGACCCCCACGUCACCCCAACAAACCUCUUCAUUCCGAUGAUGACCGUGACCGGCAACCUUGAGUCGAAAGUAAGAGUGAAGAAUUUAUACAACACAACAAGCCUUUACGCUGCUGCUGCUGCUGCUGAAGAGAUUGAAGGAAAAAAAAAACAAUCAACAAGUGUGUAACCGCGCGUCGCGCUACGCUUUUAUAUGUGUAUCUGUAUGUGCUCUUGUGAUUGAUACUAAUUUUAAACCUGAACCAACACGUUCAUACCAAUAACAACAAGUGGCUGCAGCCGUACGUAAUUGAUACCGGAGUCUAAAACAAGAAAAGUGCUCGCAGCAAGGACGUCAGCCGGAAGGGGGCAAAACACUAACAGAAGAUCGCUCGAAGAUAAAGAUAAAAAAAAGCUUCGUUCAAUCGUUAGUAAAAAUCGGUUUCAACUGGUUUCUGUUAACUGAUAGAUGUUCAACGAGCCAAUGUUUUGGUCGAAACUAGUCAGGUCGUUGUUCAAUGGAGCAAGUUGAAACUAGUCGAAACCAAUCCAGCUCGGCAGCAGGAUUAGUUUCGACUUGGUAGAAGUCGGUCGAAGUCAAUUGGAAAGAGACAGGUGAUCAACUAUCAAUCCAUUUCUACUUGUUUCGACCCGUUUCUACUAGAGAUGAUUGAACAGACAUAAAAUACACCAACCUGUAGGAUCUUUGCUGCUGUGACAAAUCGAAAAUCAUGAUGUCGGAGACAACGUCCAACCAUCGGCGCUCGACGUCGUUCACGACGAUGCCCCCAGUGCUAACCGAGAGCCAGAAGGGUUCCGUCGAGGACAUCCAGAUCUCGCUGGCGCCGUACAUCCAGAGCUACCUGACCCAGAUGGACCGGAGGCACUCGUGCUGUAGCGUCAUGUUGCCGGUGGCAUUCGAGCGGGCUGCACCGCGUUCCUGGUUCGAUCCCCGGUUCGAUUCGCCGGUGCUGGAGGGCCAGUACCAGGCCAGCGUUUUCCCGCAGAUACGACUCAAGUUUCGGUUUGCACUGUUCUACAUCCUGCUCUGCUCGUUGGUGUGGCUGAUUUACUUCCUGUUGGGUGGUGGUCCGACCCGCUACAGCCUGCUCACCGUCGCCAUCGGCCUAAUACUGGUGUUCGGCCUGGUGGGCAUGUGGGUCACCCACACCGAUGCCUACCGGGCCUACACCGAUGUGAUAUCGUCGGCGUGCGCCAUUUUGCUGUGCCUAUUUUCGCUGUUCCUGAUGCUGUUCACGGAUAGGUCACUGAGCCCUCUUGGGCAUUUUUCGAUCUGCAUCGAGAUCGUGAUGCUGAUCUACACGAUCAUUCCGCUGCCGCUGUGGCUUUGUGGCAGUAUAACGGUAGCGUAUUCUGUGUGCUUUGAGGUGUUGUCUUUUUUCCAUCAACACCAUUACGAUCAGCAUCCGCACAUCGACGAUCUGGAGGGUCCGGAGCGAAUCGAGGCUGCCGAUGGCAGUAACUUUGUGUACAAAAUUGUGAUCAUACGAGUGUUGAUACAGCUGUGUGUGCAUUUAAUGGGGGUGCAUAUUUUGAUAAUGACAGUGGUUCGAAUGCGGGGGACCUUUAUGAAGGUGGGUCAAAAUUUGCUGGUACGAAGACAGUUGGAAAUGGAGAAACAGUUGAAGGAGAAAAUGAUUCACUCGAUGAUGCCGCCGAAGGUGGCCGAUCUGUUACUCAAAGAAAGUGGGAGUGUUGUGAAGGGUAUGAGCUUCGAUCAGUGUCCACCGCGAAGAGCAACGCCGUCGGAUUUAAAGAGUUUGUUUCGACCGUUUCACAUGAACAGCAUGGAGAACGUGUCGAUUCUGUUUGCAGAUAUUGUGGGCUUCACGAAGAUGUCGUCGAAUAAGACGGCCGAGCAGUUGGUGGAAAUUUUGAACGAUCUCUUCGAACGAUUCGACGAUCUUUGCCUGAUGAAUGGGUGCGAGAAGAUUUCCACAUUGGGGGAUUGCUACUAUUGCGUUUCGGGUUGUCCGGAACCGAGACCGGAUCAUGCCAUUUGCUGUGUGGAGAUGGGUCUGGGGAUGAUCCAAUCACUGAGGGUUUUCGACGCUCAGCGUCAAGAAGGAGUUAAGAUGCGAGUGGGAGUUCACACGGGUACCGUGCUCUGCGGAAUCGUUGGUACAAAACGGGUAAAGUUCGAUGUGUGGAGUAAUGACGUUACUCUGGCCAAUAGAAUGGAGUCCAGUGGUCGUCCCGAUCAGGUUCACGUUUCGGAAGAAACGUGCAGUUUUCUGGGCGAUGCCUACAUCAUAGAAGAGGGCGAAGAAGUUGAUGGCCACCGCACCUACUUCGUGCUAGGAAAGAAGCAAGAUCUGGUCAGCUCGAUAACGGAGGGCCUUUCCAGUCUGGGCCUUCCCGGAGAUGGAAGUCACCUGCUGGCGACAUCCCCACUUGAUGGGGACCAUCCCAACAAUCAUCAUCACCAACAGCACAACCAUCAUCAUCAUCUGUGCGGGGUCGGUGACGUAAGCUGUCUCUCGCAGAGCACCACCAACCUAUCGUCGAUCCAUCAUCCGGCAGUUCCGCCAGCGUCACCGGCUGGUCCGGUUUCGUCCUCGCUGAACGCUUCACCCGUUUCGACGCCUCGACCUCGGAUAGCAUCGCUCUCGAAGAUGACCAAAUUUCUGAAAGGGAUGACCAGCGGGGCCAACCAUCAGGUAAAAGAUCUUGAAAAGCCUAGGAUAAUUGUAAGCACCAAGUCGAUGCCGAACGGAAUCGAUUCCGACGGGGAAGGUUACGACGAUGGACUGACGGUUGCCGUUACGACCGAGAAGUUCGGUAGAUUUAGGAACUGGAAAAUGGGUAAGUUAUUAAAGAAGAUCGAGUCAGGGCCAGGAACGACGGCGGGUUUGGCAAUCAAUGGCGGUAGCCAGUUUACCAAUGUAGUUCUGGCUCCGGAACUGCAAGUUAAAGACUGUGAUAUUAGUAGAAAAUGUGACGAAGUGCCAUGUGUAGUGGAACAGGCGGGUGGGUUGACGGGUGCCGGCUACCAGCAGCUACCGAUCGUGAUCGUAACCCCUAGACCGAGUUGUCAUACGUUGGAUGUGACAGGUUGCACCAUACCGCCAGGAGUACGAUCACGAGAUCGCGAGGGCUCGAAAUCGAUCAGCGGAGGUUGUGGGGCCGAUAACAACUCGAGUUUAAGUCAGAAUUCGGUCUUCGAUGAUAUCAUCGACGUGAGGUCGUACAUUUCAGCCAGUAGGAGCGACAUAUCGCCCUUCGCUAGGACCGGUAGCUAUAGGUCCCAGUGCGAGAAAACUUCGCUGGUAACGGAGGCACCCAGUGGGCGGCCACGAAGUUCCACGAUCGCUGCUAACGGCACCGAUAUGAAUAGUCGGCACAGUUCACUAUGUCCCAGUGGUAGACUGAUUUGCGAUGGAGCUAGUCUGUGUCCGUCGGCCACAUCUCGGAAGGAUUCGGGCAUUCGAUCCAAUAGCAGGCGGUCCAGCAUUCAGCAGCACAUCAUGCUCAUGAAUCAGAGUGCCGCCCUAUCAGCGCAUCGAGUAUCCGGAUACUUCACUAGCUCUCAAUCUAGUCUCUCGGCAGUUGUUGCCGCGGCCGCUGCAACGGUCACCGAACCAUCGAUAGCCGCGUUAAAAUCCAAUGGAGAACUGAACGACUACCACUGCGUGAUCAAGGAACCUCAUCCGGAUCCACUGGCGGCGUGUCUCCAGCAGCUGCGAAAGCAAUCGGAUUUGCAACUGAUACGCUGUGUGCGAGACAAUGCACGAAGCCAACGAAGUUACCUCGUCAAACCUCCAUUAGCACCGAUUUCGCUACGUUUCAAAUCCCGGCAGAUGGAGCACGAGUUCCGCUACAAGGCGCAUCGUUUUGGAAACGAACCUGACCUCGAAGAAGGUCCCCCAACGCUUGCCACCCCCAAAUACAACACCUACAUCGAUAUUUUCGUAUCGUUCUUAAUCUACCUUGCCACCUCAACGUCACUAUUCCUACUCUCGCCUUCUACAUAUCUAGAGUCGUACAAAGUGUGGGUCUGCAUUUUUAUGGCAUUUAGUACCCUGCAGCUUUUCGCGAUCUUCAUCUGCACCAAGCAGGUCUGUCGAAGGACCCACAAGUUUGCCCGUCGAUCGCGACCCCUUAAUACCCAGAGCUGUUUCGACUCGCUACUUCGGCUGAUCUCCAACUGGUACCCGUGGCAUUUGUGCGGCGCCAUCAUGAUGUCCCUGCCGGUCGUAUCGAUACUAACCAACUUCUCCAUGAUGGAUGUAACGAAGUUCAAAAUUUUCGAAUUCCACUACGGCUUCCUGAUGUUCAUCUGCGUGAUACACUUCUGCAACUUUACGCAGCUCAACUGGUGGAUGAGGAAUGCUUUAGCUUUCUGCACCUCGGUAGCGUUUGUUCUGAUCGCCAUUACGCACAUGUUGGAGCUGAAACGAAGUGAUCUGGCAGCUGCAGCCAUUGCCAAUAACGGGACUAGUAAUAAUGGAACGGAAGCUUUCAACGGGACAACCGUUGAUCCGGAGCUGCAUCAAGCACAGUUCGAUUGGUUCAACGACUACCGGAUCGAAAUCUACGUCGAUCUUGUGUUGCUGCUGGUGUUGGUUUGCUUCCUCAAUCGAGAGUUCGAAAUCAGCUACCGGUUGAGCUUCUACGGAAGUGCAGUCGCCAAUCAGGACAAGAUCCGGGUGCAGAACAUGAAGAACCAGGCUGACAUGCUCCUGCACAAUAUCAUUCCCAAGCACGUGGCAGAACAGCUAAAAAAUACAGCCAAAUAUUCGGAGAAUCAUCACAACAUCGGCAUCAUAUUUGCCAGUAUAGUAAAUUUCAACGAAAUGUACGACGAAUCAUAUCUAGGUGGUAAGGAAUACUUGAGGGUACUUAACGAACUGAUAGGGGACUUCGACGAACUGUUGGCAAGGCCCGAGUUUCGCUGCGUGGAAAAGAUCAAAACCAUCGGCAGCACAUUUAUGGCGGCCUCCGGGCUGGAUCCGAGUAGUCGCGGCGAGGACUUCGAACAUCUGUACACGCUGAUGGAUUUCGCCAUCGCCAUGCAACAGGUGGUCGAUUCUUUCAACCGGGAUCUGCUCGAGUUCAACCUGAUUAUGCGAGUGGGGUACAACUUUGGGGACGUGACGGCCGGCGUUAUCGGUACCAGCAAGCUGUACUACGACAUCUGGGGUGACGCCGUGAACGUGGCCUCAAGGAUGGAUUCUACAGGAGUCCCCGGCCGGAUUCAGGUUGGCAGUGCCUGCAUCCCGGUGCUAACCGAGCGCUACGAUUUCGAGCCCCGGGGCAAAGUUUACGUCAAAGGUAAAGAUCACAUGGAGGUGUACCUGCUGGUAGCCAAAAAGCCCGAUCUGCUGGGACCACCCGAGCUGGACUUUGAUCCGGUGUAGAUAGGCGUCGAUUAGCUGGAAUUGGUUUUCCUUCGUUCUAGUUUCGAUUUGGCUGUCAAACAAAGUCGCAACAGACAAAACGCCUAAACCUGAAAGUUAGCUACUUUAAAGCUAUCUACGAAAACCUAUAGACCUUAACAGGUGGUUUCAGUGUCAUACAAUCACGUUACAGCUUAGAAAGCCAAACAACUCUUUCGCGAAGAAACGGAUACACUCCUCCUAGAGUCGGGUUUUUUAAAGAAAAAAAAACGUUAUAGAGCAAGCAAACAUCUUCGGAUGUUCUACUAAUGUAUAGCAACCUAAUACGAGAAUUGUUAAGCUCCAAGAAAAAAAAACAAAUUCUAAACAUCACUUCAGAAUCAGAAUCAUUAGUAGAAACCGUUCAUUGCCCGAAACAGCCAGUCGGGCACUGGACUAUGCGUGCACAUACACACACGAGUUUUGAAGUGGUUUUCUAAAUAUUUAUGAGCGUUAUUUCGUACGUACCAUAGUAUAAUAUUUAGCUAAUAAACAAGAAAAGAAUAAACUAUUGGUCUGAAACGAACAAAAUACCAAUAAUCGUAACCUAGAACUGUUAUAUAUUAGGAAACGUUAAAGAUUAAGAAGAAAAAGUAGCUCCCCAUACUAUUGUUGAUAGAUUUCCCUCUUGCCAUUUUUUUAAAUUAAUGAAUAGCCUACAUGUAUAUACUUUUAUGUAAAUUGUACAAAAAAGAAAAACUUCAAUAUUUCCUACAAACGACCAGAAUACAAAUAUUGAUAAAGAAAAUCGAUUCCUAAAAAUGAAGAAAAAUCAAUGAAAGAUCAAGCGAAGAAGCUCCUCUUUUGCUACCGUAGGGCGAUUGUUUCAACCAUACACAAUACCCAAACGACAAACAAUGUACAUUACGUGCCUUUCUCUCAAUCUCUCUCGAAAAAAAAAAAACAAAUCCUAACAUGUUUCGAAACAUCACCCUGUCACCAAUUAUCAUAUCCGUUGGAAGCUUUUCAUAUAUAAAUUUUUAACUACUUACGGAGCUCGAAAAACGCUUCUCAAAGCUGCCUACCCUGCGUACACUUUUUCAAACAAAUGUUAAAAACAUUUCCAACUUUGCCUUAUUUGUCUAGAACCUCUCAGAAACUCACUUAGCUUUCGACGGGAGUUUGAUUUUCAAAGGAGUUAAAAAUUUGCUUCACAUUUGGAUCCUGAUAAGAAAGAUAAUUUUUUCGAAACACUAUUUUUCAGGAAAGUAGUAUUUUGACAUUACCAAAAUUAUCAACUAUACGAAAUUUAGAAGCGAAAUUUGCGAUUUCAAAUUGUCCACAAAACAAAGGCUAUACAAUAUGCUUGCGUUUGGGUCGUACAAAAAGUAAAUCUGGAUUCGGGAAAAAAUCACAAAAAAAAUAUUUUCUUCUUUCAGUUUUUUUUUCAUUUCAGCUAAACCUUCCUAUUGACUUUGAUACUUUUCUUGAACUACCAUUAAUUUGAACGAAAUACCUACAAAUGUCACUAGUUUUUAUCUAACUACUUGUAAUUUUCCCAAGCUUCUGGUAUUUUUUUUCAAAAUACCUGAAAUUUUACCAAAAUAUUUUUCCCAACGUCCUGUAUUUUUCAUCGGUUUAUCUAUAAUUUUUACUCGUCUUUCAGUAAUUUUCAAAUAAAGGAAAUUGUAAAAUUUCCCUAGUCUUUGAUACUUUUCUCGAGCUACUGGUAAUUUUUAUCGAAAUAUCUCAGAUUUAUAUCAAACUAAUGGUAAUUUUUACUGAACAUUUGACAAUUUGAAUUAAACGAGCAAUUUCUAUCAAUUUGUAGGAACUACCGGUAGUUUUCACGUAAAAAAUGUGAAUUUUCAAUCCUUUUCCCGAGCUUCUAGCUAAUGAUGAAUAUUAUCUGGCAGCAAACUAUAACAUUCCGGUAGUUAUUAUUAAACUUUUAACUCUGUAAUCGAACCGAACUAUCGGUGCUUUAUUUUUCGGUUUUUCGGCUUUAUCGGUUGUUUUUUAACUAACGGUAAUUUUUGUAUAACAAACUGUUGAAUGUCAGUAAAUGAAAGUAAAAAAAAAUAAAAAAUAAGCAAUCUGAAAUUCAUUUUUUUUAGAAAUAGCCGAUAUGUUUGCUAAAAUAAUCUAUAAUGAAAUAAUUCUUACUGGAUUUCCUGCAAUUUCUUCUUAACAAAUUGUCAAAUUUCAGUUGCUUUGAAUUUCACUGAGCCGUCAGUAAUUUCAACCUAGGUAUUGUAUUGACUGUAACAAACUGUAAAAUUUCAUUCUUUUUUCGAAUAAAGAUUGUUUUUCGACUACCGGAAAAUUGUUUCUUGCAAACUGUAUAAUUUCGUUAUUAUUUACCGGAACAUCUGUAAUUUCUACCCGGUUGUCUAUAAUUUUCAUCGAACUGUAAAAGUUAUACAAUGUUCAUCGAACUGUUAAAUUUCAAUAGUUUGUUUAGGACUACCGGUACUUCUCUAGAACUACUUAAAAAGAACUGUAAAAUUUCUACAAAAGUUAUUGAACUACUAGUAUUUUUAUGACCUAUACUGUAAAAUUUCUCUUGUUUGAGCUACCGGUAAAAUUGGUCCUAAUAACUGUAGUUUUACCGUUAGUUUUAAGAAACACUUCCAUUUUUUGCGAAUUGGAACGGUUAAGUUUUUGUAGGUUUUGUUUUACAGUCGGGCGUUGUCCGCAUAUGGAAAUUUCCAUAAAAAAUCAGUAAUUUUGAACAUCUGGAUUUUUAUCGAUCGUAACGUUGGAUCGACGCCAAACAAAAAAAAAUCCGCGGUCAUUCGAGCUAACUGGAUUAACCGAACUCGCUUAUUUCUAUUUCUUAUUAUCAAAUUACUAAAUGCUUUUUUAUUCAAAAUGAAAUCCAAGAUACAUAGCAUCCAGAUUUACUUUCUGUUAAUUGUUUUAAAACUUUAUUCCGGGAUAAGAAUUUAAAAUACAAAGAUUCUCCAUUUUUUUUAAUUUUCGUCCGUUUUGUUUUCUUUUUAAGACAUUUAAACCGAAAACCAACGAAGUAGACGCCUAUUCUAAAGAGAAAGAAAAAAUAAAUAAACACAAGCCGAAAAUCCCCAAUCGUAACUACUCGUGCCAAUGAUAUUUUUAAAACAUAGUAACUGGUAGCGAAAAAAAACUAGAACACAUAAAACAUACAAAUAGCACAACUGGAAACCCUGCUCUUAAUGUCUUGCCAAUACAUAAAUUCGCUCUUUUCUUGCCUUAACUGCUUAGUCAUUUUUAAAUAUAGCCUAUUUAAAUUUAUUUCGAUUUUCCUCAAUAAAAAAAACAAUUCAAGAAUACAGAGCACAAUCAAUAGUCCAUGAAGCACUCACAAAACACACUGAUAGAUUUCAUUUUUUUACACCGGAUCUUAUUAAUGAAUCAUUUUUCAAAACUAAUUCACUUUGUAAGAUUUGACUUUUUCCCUUAAUCAAAAAAACAUCUGAAACCGGGUUAUUUUUGUCCCGAUAAGGUGGCUAAAGAAUAAUAGAGGACUGCAAGUCCAAACUACUUAAGCAAACUGAUAAAAGCAUAUCACCUGAAAAGUUAACACCCAUACAGCUGUAAAACAGAUGUCAUCGGAAAAAGUAGAAACGUGUAUUGAGAUCUUUGGCACUCCGUUAUUUACUAAAAUAAUCAUUUUCGCAAGUUUGUCAUUGUUUUUGUUUUAAAAUUUAGCAAACUAAAAGUAACAUUUACAUACAGUGAGGCACCAUCUUUGUGUGGUAGUUUUGUGAAAAAAACAUCAUCGUUCGUCGUUGUCUGUGUGGGGCACUAAUGAUUAGAAAAAAAGAAAAUACGUUUAGAAAUUAUUUAAAACAAUAGAACAUCAACAAAAAAUGAUAUUGAGAUUAUAUACAACAUCUUACACCAAGUUAAAUGUAAACGAGUUCUACAUUCAUACAUGUAUUGAAGCAUAUAAUACCAUUAUGUAGCAUUCAGAUUCGUGUAAAUUUAUAAGAGAAAGUUAUACAUGUUUGAGUGUAUUUGUAUUUUAAGCGAAGCCAACAAACAAGUGUUGACGACUACCACUAUUCUUACUUGGCUGAAGGCAAUGCAAGUGCAAUGCAGUUUAAUAAAAAAGAAGUACACAAACCUCCAGAUAAAUAUACCCUACUUGUUAACAAGUACAAAGUCUGUUUAUAAACAUAUAAGAUUUAUCUCAAUAAAACAACAGUGAAUAAAAAAACAUCAACACACGAUUAGAGAUAGUUCACAAAUACCACCACAACAAAGUAGCUGAAACAAACACUCUCACAGAAGGACACACACUCACAAAUAUGCAAGCAAAUUUUUAUUUUAAAAACAGAAAAAUCCCAUCAACAACACCAGUCAAUGAAUAGCAAAAUAAAAAAAACACACAAUUAUCAUACAAUCUUCUUUGUAAAAAAAUAUUAAACAUACUACUAGUUCAGUGUUAGUAAAAUCACACCUGCGUAGCAAAGGAAAAAAAAUAACAACAACAAUCUAUAAAUAUCGUUUGAAAAAGAAAAUCACAAACAUACACACUUACACCACCAUAAGCGUAAACCAAGAAAGAGAAGAAAAAAAAACAAACAAAAACAAAAACACGACAAACGGAAAAGCAAGAUAAGCAAUGGAAUUGAUUUAAAAUAAAACUAGCUCAAAUUACGGUCUUAGGAAAAGAAAUUUUCUACACAAUAUGUGCACUAUGUAUGGAAUCGUUAUCAAACUGAAGUGUUCUAGAUGCGACUACUUAUCUAAAGAAGAGUAAUCGUUUGAAUUGAAACAAAUAUCAAAAAAAGAGAAAACUGCUUUGGAGCAUAUGAACCUUUUUGACAGGAGUGAAGUAGAUGAUCGCAGUAUGCGUGUUAAAAAAUACUGUCGGUCGUAGGCAACUGAAUGUGAUUCUAAAGGACAAGAAAAAGAGUCGUCGAAAAGCUACUGAACAAAUCCCAAAAACAGAAAAUUAAAACGAACUUAAACCCCUGCGGCUGAGUGUUUGUGUGUGUGUGAUUGAAACAAAAAUUUUACUCACACAUUCACACUCGCUCACACAACAAUCAUCAUAAACCUUGAUGCCUGGUAACCGCAAACCAGAAAAAACAGGCUAAUCAAAGCCUAUGUCUAAAAAAAGGAACAAAAGAUAGGACUUCUAUUCAUUAUAUGAAAACUUUCAAAACAUGAGAGCAAAGCGGAAGUUUCCAAACACAACUGUCUUAAAACAAUGAACAAACAAACCACUUUGAAGAAGAAGAGAAAAAAAAAACUUAGAACCAAACUAUUGAAUUAUUUGCUGUCG
Messenger RNA from Uranotaenia lowii, 12136 nucleotides. It is a transcript of the gene Ac13E, whose product is annotated as adenylate cyclase type 9. The record is from RefSeq and is a predicted model, not a curated record. Bases 2251 to 6900 code for a protein of 1549 amino acids. The transcript is spliced from 6 exons. Gene Ontology annotation, biological process: intracellular signal transduction; adenylate cyclase-activating G protein-coupled receptor signaling pathway; cyclic nucleotide biosynthetic process. Gene Ontology annotation, molecular function: adenylate cyclase activity. Lineage: Eukaryota; Metazoa; Arthropoda; Insecta; Diptera; Culicidae.